AUGCAUAUUCAUGAAUCAAAAAGGGGUUUUUCCUUCUUAUUGAGCAAAAUAAUUGCCGCUUUAUGGGUUCGAGAAUCCUUUAUUAACCAUAUCAUUUCGGCUUCUCUGUUUACUGAGUACUCCCCCAUCUCUGCUCUGCAAAUGUCUCAAAUUCUUGAAAAUUCUCCCAAACACUGUGCCAAGCAAGGACUCAACUUCAAGAAAUUCAACAAGAGGCUCUUCUUUGCUUUCUCUACCUUUCUGCUUACAGUUUUAUCAUUCAUCUUGCUAAUUUGGCUCAUCCUACACCCAACAAAGCCCCAGUUUUCUCUCAAAGAGGUUGAAAUCAAUCAACUCAACCUCUCAGGUCCCUCCCUUCUCAACUCCUCAGUUGAGCUCACUCUCCUAUCCAACAAUCCAAACAAGAAAGUCGGGAUUUAUUAUGAUGAGCUACAAGUAUGUGCAUCUUACAAGGGUCAAACAAUUACUCUCGAUACUUCUAUCCCUCCUUUUUACCAAGAUCAUGAAGAAACAAAUUACCUGAGUGCGUCUCUGGUUGGAUAUCAGCAACCUGUAGCUCCGUCCUUCGCUUACGAUGUCGGGCGCGACCAGAGAACCGGAAAACUGGUUUUGACUGUCAAGGUAAUUGGAAAGCUACGAUGGAAGGUCGGGACUUGGGUUUCUGGGGUGUAUAGGAUUAACGCGAACUGUUUAGUUAUCAUGCCAUUUGGACCUAUACCAUCUCCUCCCCUAAGUUCCAAAAAAGGGACACGAUGUUCAACUACCAUUUGA
This is a messenger RNA of Fraxinus pennsylvanica, 771 nucleotides long. NCBI's taxonomy places the organism in Eukaryota, Viridiplantae, Streptophyta, Magnoliopsida, Lamiales, Oleaceae. The record is from the annotation of a GenBank genome assembly.